This is a messenger RNA of Labeo rohita (rohu), 2346 nucleotides long. RefSeq names its product overexpressed in colon carcinoma 1 protein homolog. The record is from RefSeq and is a predicted model, not a curated record. The coding region runs from base 208 to 471 and encodes 87 amino acids. The transcript is spliced from 6 exons. Lineage: Eukaryota; Metazoa; Chordata; Actinopteri; Cypriniformes; Cyprinidae.
AAGUGCAGGAAGUAUAGCAGCUGAGCCACAUUCAGACUCAGCCAUCAGACCGCACUUCCCUCAUCCUCACUCUCUCCUCAUCCCUCCAUUCAUCCCUCUCCCUUCUAAUGCCAGUAAUCUCCGUCUCCUCUUCCCUUUUCAUUGCCCUCAGCACGGUCUAUCUCUCCUCUCUCCAUCUCUUUGAUUGACUUCAGCAAAGUUUAAAGCAUGGGCUGUGGGAAUUCCACCUCUGCCAGCACAGCUGCAGGUCCGUCUGAGUCAGCCAAAGAUGUCCCGUCGGAUCAUCUCUUGGUUCUGUUCUGGUUCUGGGCCCACAGGCAGGACGAUUCAUCUGUGGAUGAUGAGAAGAGGAGGAACUAUGGUGGAGUGUAUGUGGGCUUACCUGCAGACCUCAGCAACGUGGCAACCGGACAAACACCUUCAACACACAAAGGGAAAGCGGAAAGUGCUGAGUGCCAAAAAGAGUGCUAACAAAGCUGAACGUUUGUGUGAGAGGAGAACACAUCAGUGUUGUUACUGAAUAAUGAUAUUCAGAGCUGAAGGCACAGAUAAAGGGCUUUGCUGGAGGGAAUCUUGGCUGAAAAGUGCUGUGUAAUAAUCUCAACAGGACGCAAUUUUCAUCACCGUUGAUUGGCUCGUUGGGACACGCCAGAAUCCUCUGAGAGCCAAUCAUCUAAUUGAACUCUCUGGAAACUGAAUUAGAAUUACUUCUGCUGACAAGGUCAGAGGUCAAUGACAAAUUUGGGUUUGUUAGCAACACUCAGCGCAUUAAAGGGCAACUGCUACCAGCUCCUUGCUUCUCAGGACAAAGACAAACAGGUGUUAAUGACAAUCACAGUGCGAUGAAGAUACUGCAAAUGCAUCUCUGAGCUCAGACCUUUUCCCUCACAAUGUUUCUCUGUAUGUGUCACACUUAUGAAGAGGUUUCACAAGGGUCAAGUGGUUUUCAAGGGAGAAAUGGGACUCUAUUUAUGCACUCAUAAGUCUGUGUUUUAGUUCUUCGCUCUUUCAACAUGAUCCACAUCCUUUCAGACACUCUUGUCUGGUCUUAAGAAACAAAAUCCAUUUAGUGAGUGUCAUGUUUGAAAGAAAACUAAAGAGGAACGUGAAGUGCCUUUGAAGGAGCUUUUUGCUGGUCUGUCAGGUGAGUCGUCUUAGUGUUUCUUCAAGACGUACUAUCUUCCGGAGGUGAAAUCAAGGGUUGUGUGUUUGUGAUUGGGUUUAAGGUCCCUCCAACUCUGUAAUCCAAUUAGACUGACCCAGCGAGAGCCUCUGAAGAAAGAGUUUCAAAACGAGUGUAUCUGUGCUAGCAGCGGCUGACCUAAGAGAACUCCAAGGACUGUGUAAGUAGGCCAGCGCUCGCACUUUUCAGCAUCAGGUCAGCUGGAACACACACUCCGGGGACGCUGGGGAACAGAGAUGAGGAGAGAAAGACAGAGAGUGAUAGAAAGACAGAGACCGCUUCAGCCAGUCUGUGUCACAGCAGGUGCUGAGUGAGACACCGAUUCCUGAGAGAUGGCAGGAUGUGAGCCGACACUGUGACACGGGUUCUAGCUGAACUCCCAUGACUCCCAUGAACUCACUUUUCUCACUUUUUAAAGAGACCCAGAAACAAAUGAUUUUGUCAUUUAUUUGCUGUCAUGUCAUUUCAAAACUUCCACAAGGAGGAAUUUUGAAUAAUGUAGUGGUCAUUUUAAAGACUAUAAAAUUACUGGAAGGGUUAGAAAGAAUAUUAUUAUAUAUUUUAAAUUUACGUUUGGGAUUGAUACGAUUUUUUUUAAAGAAAUAAGUCUCUUAUGCUCACCAAGGUUGAUCAAAAAUACAGUAAAACAGUAAUAAAUAUUAAUACAAUUUAAAAGAACUCUACUGUAAUAUAUUUUAAAAUGUAAUGUAUUGUUGUGAAGGCAGAACGCUGAAUUUUCAGCAGCCAUUAUACUGCCUUUCAAAAGUAUGAUUUUUAAUGUUUUUUAAAGGUCUUUUCUGCUCAUCAAGGCUGAUUUAUUUGAUUAAAAAUACAGAAAUAUUAUUGCAAUUUAAAAUAGUGGUUUCUAUUUUAAUAUACUUUUAAACUAAAUUUAUAUAUGUGAUGCAAAGCUGAAUUUUCAGCAUCAUUACUCUGACUUCAGUGUCAUAUGAUCUUUCAGAAAUCAUUCUGAUAUGCUGAUUUAUUACCAUUGUUGAAAACAGUUGUGCUGCUUAAUAUUUUUUUGGAACCUGUGAUAUUUUUUUAGGAUUAUUUGAUGAAUAAAAUGUUAAAAAGAACUGCAUUUAUUUAAAAUAGAAAUCUUUUGUGCCAAUAUAUGCUACCGUUCAAAGUUUGGGGUCAGUACUUUUUUUUUUUUUUUU